Molecule: messenger RNA, 693 nt
Organism: Melitaea cinxia (Glanville fritillary)
Lineage: Eukaryota; Metazoa; Arthropoda; Insecta; Lepidoptera; Nymphalidae
Exons: 3
Coding region: 205-660 (151 amino acids)
Biological process (GO): spermatogenesis
Source: RefSeq, a predicted model, not a curated record
AACCUAUAUAGCAAAGAGUAAAAUAACUUGCUUUUACAGCUAUAUUGAAGUGCUCCCCUGGCACAACACCACAGCACAACGCGUAGUAACUACCUAUCACUUAAUCUGUGGGCAUAACUGAAAGCCAUUAAACCUAAGAAUUAAUUAAUUAGUUAAAAAAUCCUAUACUGUAACUAUAUUCGCCCGUUAGUAUUUUAUCUAAAAAUGGUAUGUGACGGUCCAGAUCCUCCUGACGAUUCUCCACAAAACUUAAUACCACCUCCUAGACAUGACCUAAUGGCAAACGGCAAUCACGACGAAAGCGAUGAUGAAAAUAAUGACCAUUUCGGUUAUGAACCUUUACCACAAGGUCCGGAGUUAAUACAUUCAGAUCGAGAUAGUGAGGAAGAGCAUGAAAGCAAUGAAGCAAAUGAAACUCCACCUAGCAAUGUACCUUCAAUAGAGCCGAUGGAAAAUGCGUUAACAAGAGAAGUAUGGAGCGUUCCUCGGUCCAAUGACCCUAUUGAAAUGAACAAUGAAAGAGCACAGCAGGUGAUGUCACUAAUGGCUAAUUUUGCUCUACCCCAAAACUCUAUACCAGAAUGGGCACAAAGUAUCUCAGAAGAACAGUGGAAACAAACACUCAAUGAUAGGAUAGAAAGGUUACGUGGCAAUAGGUAAAUCUUUGGUAUAUCUUGUUCAAUUGGUUUAAAA